This is a messenger RNA of Oxyura jamaicensis (ruddy duck), 7170 nucleotides long. It is a transcript of the gene SNX19, whose product is annotated as sorting nexin 19. Gene Ontology annotation, cellular component: intracellular membrane-bounded organelle; early endosome membrane. Bases 795 to 3641 code for a protein of 948 amino acids. The record is from RefSeq and is a predicted model, not a curated record. Gene Ontology annotation, molecular function: phosphatidylinositol binding. NCBI's taxonomy places the organism in Eukaryota, Metazoa, Chordata, Aves, Anseriformes, Anatidae. The transcript is spliced from 11 exons.
CAGGGGGCGGGCCGCCGGUGCUCGGCGGCGGCGGCCCGGCUGUUUCGGGCCGGUUGUGGGGCGGCCCCGGCCCCGGGUCCCGGCCCCGAACCGAGGAGCCGGUGUGUGGGAGCGGGGGGCCCGGUGCGUAGCGGGGGGCCGGGGGCCGGAGUGUGGGGCGGGGAGAGGGCAGAGGGUUGGAGCCCUGAUCCUGGGGGUUGUGGCCCCAUAAAGAGCCCGGGGGGUUGGAGCCCUGAGCCCUGGGUAUCGCAUCCCGGUGAGGAUCCCGGGGGGUUGGAGCCCCGUUCCUUGGGCCCUGUGUCCCCAUAAAGAUCCCGGGGGUUGGAGCCCUGAGCCCUGCGGCUGUGUUCCCAUAAAGAGCCCGGAGGGUUGGAGCCCAGCUUCCUGGGGGCUGUGUCCCCAUGACGAUCCUGGAGGGUUGGAGUCCUGAUCCCUGGGGCUCUGUCCCCAUAAGGAUCCCGGGGUUUGGGGCCCUGAUCCCUGGAUCUAUGUCCCCAUAAAGAGCCCGGUGGGAGUAGAGACCUCUUCCCUGGGGGCUGUGUCCCCAUAACUAUCCCAGAGGGUUGGAGUUCCUCUCUGUGGGGGCUGUGUCCCCAUAAGGAUCCCAGUGGAGUCCUGCUCCUUGGGUGUUACGUUCCCAUAAGGAUCCCAGAGGCCUGGAGCCCCCCUCCCUGGGGCUGUGUCCCCAAAAGGAUCCCGGUGGGUUGGAGCCCCCCUCCCUGGGGGCUUCAUCCCGGCGUGUUGCAGCCCCACAGCACGGCAGGCACCUCGUAACCCGCUGUGGCCAUCCCACCAUGCCAUCCCGCGGGGCGAGCGCGCGGCGGCCGGGCCGUCGGCAGCUGCUGGCGCUGGCGGCGGUGCUGGGCUGGCUGCUGGCGCUGCGCCUGCUGCUGGACCUGCAGGCGCUGGGGCUGCUCUGCGGGGCGCUGGCAGCUGUGGGCGGCUGGCUGGGACCCCGCGCCCUGAGCCGCCCGGGCUGGCGGCUGCGGCUGGAGCGCUUCGUCGGCACCCUGCGGCCAUCGCCGCCCAGCCCACAAGCGGAGGAGCAGCUGGAGCGGGAGAUCGCCGGCACCAUCCGCAAGGUGGUGCGGGAUUUUGUCUCUUCCUGGUACCGCACCGUCAGUGCCGAGCGCGCCUUCGAGGAUGAGGUGGAGAAAGCCAUGGCCGGGCUGGCUGCGGAGCUGAGGCGACGGAUGGGGCGGGUGGAUCGCAAGGCCCUGGCUCGACGCCUUCUUCUCCUCUGCAGCCACCACCUGCAGAGUUACCUGCAGGCCUGCCAGGCCCUACGGGACGCCCCGGAGGGUUGCCGGAUGCUGUGGCAGGAGUACAGCCAGAUAGCGGGCACGCAUCCAGCCCUCCGCAGCCCUUUGGCGGAGGUGGGCUACGCCCGGGCCGCUGUGGAGGUGUUGCUGCAGGCGCUGGUGCCCCAGCCCCACCUGGAGACGCGGACGGGACGCUUCGUGGUGGUGGAGCUGGUGGCCUGCAACGUGCUGCUGCCCGCUGUCAGGAAGAUGGCCGAUCCCGACUGGAUCAACCUGCUGCUCGUCGCGGCUUUCUCCAAGAAGCCCCGGGAAGAGGAGGUGCCUCCUGCGCCCCCAGUGCCUGACUGCUUGUCCUUUGCUGUGCAGCCUGAUUCUGCUCCUGCAGGGCUGCCCCCUUCCCCGAGGGCUGUGGAGGUGCCUGGGGCUGUUGGCGAGGAGGGAGAGGACGCAGCAGGCAGGCUGAGCUGCACGGAGGUGCCUUUCCUCCGCCCACAAGCCCUGGGCUCCCUGUUUCCUUGUGAGGGUUUGGAGCUGGAGUCCCCUGCGCCUGAUCCUGGCCAGGACGUGGACCUGCUGGCACCAUCGCCUGCCAAGGAGUGUCUUGAUGACACCCUCCCUGACACCCCCGCUGUGCUCGAAGGACCAGACGCUUCAGAGGAUGGUGUGGGGGGCCUGGAGGAAAGCAAUGCCACCUGCACAGAUGCUGGCCUGCUUCCCCCUUCUGCUUUUGUUCUGAGCUCCUGCCCUGACAUCCAAAUUGAUCCAGCAGUGGAGAAGGAGGAGGAGAGCCCACCCGUCCCCAAGAAGCCCUCCUCGCAGAGGCCCUGCAGCUUGGGGAAAGAACUGGGGGCAUCAGAAGCCCCACCACAAAGCCCCCCAGACCCCGGGCAGACUCUUCCCCUACUCUCAUCCUCCCCGACGGCUCCCAUCAGCACCUUCAGCUUUGAGCCCCUCAACAGCCCCGACGGGCCGGUCGUCAUCCAGAACCUGCGGAUAACUGGGACCAUCACUGCCCGGGAGCACAGCGGGACUGGCUUCCACCCCUACACCCUGUACACGGUCAAGUACGAGACAGCCCUGGAGGGUGACAGCACGGGCAGCCUUCAGCAAAUGGCCUACCACACUGUGAACCGCCGUUACCGGGAGUUCCUCAACCUCCAGACCAGACUGGAAGAGAAACCAGAGCUCCGCAAGUUCCUGAAAAAUAUCAAAGGCCCAAAGAAACUGUUCCCUGAUCUUCCAUUUGGAAAUAUGGACAGCGAUAAAGUAGAAGCCAGAAAAAGUCUGCUAGAAUCUUUCUUGAAGCAACUGUGUGCAGUCCCUGAGAUUGCCAACAGUGAGGAGGUGCAGGAGUUCCUUGCCCUGAACACCGAUGCCAGAAUCGCGUUCGUCAAGAAGCCCUUUGUUGUCUCCAGGAUAGACAAGAUUGUUGUCAAUGCCAUUGUGGAUACCUUGAAGACAGCGUUCCCCAGGUCAGAGCCCCAGAGCCCCACAGAGGAUCUUAGCGAGUCUGAGGUGGAUGGGAAAUCUCAGACAGAUGGGAAGAAGGCUAACAAGUCCAGGCUGAGGUUUUCAUCCAGUAAAAUCACUCCAGUGCUGAGUGUGAGUGAAGCACAUGACAGGAUCGUGUACUCCGUGAGGGAGGGCAGCGCUGUCUCUGGCACCAUAUCGCUGGCUGCUAUGGAGUCCUUCAUCCAGAAGCAGGAGAAGCUGCUGGAGACUGUCCCCAGCAAAGCUCCUGAGGGUGAGGGAAGCAGAGAAGCUAAUGAAUGCCCCACACAGGAGGAUGCAGACAGGCUGGGCCUAUCCAAACAGGGAGUACAUCCAGACACAGACACAGACUCAGAAACGGCUUUGGCUGACCUGGCCCUGGACUUGCUGCGCCUGCUCCUGAUGGAUCACUGGAGCUGGCUCUGCACAGAGGACAUCCAGAAGGUCUUCCACCUGCUCUUCGGGACCCUCAUUCAAAGGUGGCUGGAGGUCCAGGUGGUGAACCUGACCUGCACCCAGCGCUGGGUCCAGUACCUCCAGCUGCUGCAGGAAUCCAUCUGGCCCGGAGGAGUUUUACCAGCCGUGCCUAAACCAGCCAGGACAGAGGAGCAGAAGAAAGCAGCAGCAGAGCAGGCCCUGCAGAGCCUGAUGGGGAUCUUGCCUGAUGUGAUCCAAGAAAUCCUUGGAACCAGUAAAUGUCGCAUGAGCUGGAACCUGGUGCUGGAGUCCCUGGGCCAUUCUGUUAUAAACAGGCACCUGGUUUUCUGCCUCUUGGACAUUCUACUGGAGUUCUUGGUUCUGAAGGGCUCCAGUAAUGAGCUCGAGACCGCAGCUGUCGCGCCGUCUGACUCUAGUGGCCUGGAGAAAGCAGGCAUUUCAGCACAUUAACGAGGGCUGGUGUAGCCAGCAGUGAAGGAGAAAAGAAGCCACAGGCAUGGGAUGAUUUGAUUUUCAGUGCUUACUGAACAUGUCUGGGAGCUUCUUGUAAAGAAUUUUUCCAGCCAGUGCUAAAUGAGGCUGCUUCCAGGCUUCUCUGUUUUGACUGGGUGAUGAAUCAAGCCCGCUGUCAGUGGCUGAAGAGGUUUUUCUGCUGUGUAGUGUCUGUGCCAUCGCUGACUUGAUGGAGAGUCUGAACUGAAGAUGCCUGACUUCUGUGGAGCUGGAUGUCCUGAGAAGGAUGUGCAGGCUGCCCGCAGAUGCUCUUUGGGUUUCAUGUCUCUCCCCAUGUGUCUGAACAGCCCUAACGUACACACAAAGGCAGGUGGCACACAUGAGCUUUGCUUUUGGGGCUUCAAGCUCCACCUGGCACUGGCAUGUAGAGGCAUGACAGUGCCUUGUCACUGGGUGUUUCUCCAGGACAGGUGAAGGGAGGACCAAAUGCUGUCCCUGCUCUCUAUAACAGCCUGCCUCAUGCCUACGCAGGGCCACCUGCUCUACCAGACGGAAGACAGGGAGAGAAUGGAGCAUUAGAGAUGUGACAGCAGCCCUGAAGUCAGUCAGGAACUCAUCCCCAUUGCCCAAAUAAUUGGGAAGUUGGAAGCAGUGCAGAAAUCAAAGCUGCUGUCCUGCCUUAGGGACAAAGAUAAGUUGGCUCCUGCUGCCACCCCUCCAACAUGGUCUUGUUCUGGCAUCCUUUGCUCCCUGAGCAGUAGGAGGCAAGUAGGGCAGGCUGUGGUCCUGGAAAAGAGAACCAUCCCUGUGCUGAAGAGGAAUGGUAGCUUAGCUGGACUUUAGGAUUCCCAUGUAUUUUGCCUGCUGAGUUCAGUCCCAGAGACUUGUCUGGAAGGCACAGGAGAAAGGGAGCUUGUCCAUGUGUGACACGUAGCGAGUAAACCAGCUCCCAAAGUGCUUGUCACAGCGAGCUCUUGGAGAGGAGCGAAGACCUCUGAGCCCAGGAGGAGUAUUGGAUGCAUGCUCUGGGAAGGCAGCUGGUAAGAUGGCCCUGGGAGCACCACCUUAACUCUGACUGCUGUCUCACUAUGGUUUGCUAUGCCUGCUGUUGCAAACAGCUGUGUGCAGACUGCUCCAAGAAGCUUGUCAGCUCAGGCUGUCCAGUGCCAUCCAGCGCAGAAUGGCACGUUGGUCUGACAGCUGCCUUUCUGGGUCAUCCAAGACUUGACUGGUUUUGCAAGCUUACGUUGCCCAGCUGUCAGGCUCGUGACAGGGCAGAUGGACAUGGCAAAUACUCACCAAGAGACUGACCUGUCUAUACAUCCCAGGAUAUGGAUCACCAAACUGACCAGCGCUGGACUUUUCCUAAUCAAGGGAAUGCUGCUCCUGGUGCUCUCAACAGAUCAAAGCACUGAGAGGAGACGUUGCAAGAGGAGAGCACGCAGGAUCACAGCUAGUUCCCACGUUCCAGUACCAAAUGGUGCAUUUCAUGCAGCCUGCAUAGUUUCUUGGAGCUGGGUACUCCGUGGCGUGUUUGGAGAACAGGUCAUGCAGCUCCAACACGUGUACUGCUGGAAGCAGAGCCUCUGCUCUUCCCAGGGACAGCUGCUUAGUAGUGGAUGCUUUUCUUCAUGCUUCUGUUGUGAGUGUGCCUGUGGUGUGUGGUAGAUGCUGGGAAGGAAUAGCUUGCUGCCUGGAAGUGUAUUUUUAGGAAGUUCCAAGGGUACCCAAGACUAGGCAGAACCCAAUGUAAUGAAAUAAAGCAGUUUUGCACAGCUUAUUGGAGCAGUUUCUCAGCAAUGACACUUUUGAGCUGGUAGACCUGCCUGCCUGCUUGGAAAAGGAGGGAGUUCGGUAGCAUAAGAGCAGGUCAGACAACGCGUUGGAGAAUGUUCCAUAUGGAAUAAUCACAAAUGGCCGAGCAGCAGGUUGGGAAGCAGGAACCCACCGUACCCUUAAGCACAAUAUCCACUUGGAGCACCCUCUUCACCCUCUCUUUCACUGCCAGCUUCUGAUUCCCUUCUUUUUUUCCCUACAACUUCCAUUACUGUAUGACCUGCCUUGAGGAGGCAGUAGGAGAAGGAGCCAUCAUCCAGGGACAGCUGAUCUGUUGUGUGUGGUGGCUUCCCAAAUGCUCUUGGUGUCCUUGCUUGCUCUUGUUUUUUCAGGAACUUUACAGCACCAAGGCUGGUGUGUCACUGAUUAGGGCGAUCAUUACGAGACUGCUGAGAAGGAUCAUUCAGAGAUGGUUUCAAACUCCACACUGCCAGCUCCACAUGAGGACAUAGGUGUAGUACAAUCCUUACAGACACUGAAUUUUUCCUCAGAAGGAUGAGCUUAGGCUUCCCCUUCGCCAGGAAGCCCUGAUAUGCCUGCCUUUCACCCUGACCUCUGGCAUUAUGCGAGCAGCUCAAUAUUCAUUCCUCCUGAUGGAAAUAAUUUGUGAUUUCCGCUGGCGGGCUCCGAGGAGCAUAGCUGGAGAGGUGGCACUUGGCUGGAAUGCUGUGACAAUGACCUGUGGUUGUACCAGACCACUCGGUGUGUGCGUCCUCUGCACCUUUCGUGCGGGGGCCUUGAGCCCUGCAUUAUGUAGAGUCACUCACAGGGUGAAGUAGCAGCAUCUCCUCUCUAUUAUCCUCUGUUACCUGGCAGUUGUUGGGGCACGGAGAGAUGAAGCAAGUUUACUUGCUUCCACUUCGAGUCAGCAGCAGAGUUGGGAACAGACCCCAGGAGUUUGGAUUGUGAGAUCUGUGUUUUAAUCUCCCGAACCCCCUUUCUUGUCUUAGAGCAAGGAAAACAAACCAGGAUUGCCGGAGCCCUUUCUCAGGCUCUCACUGGCCAGGCUUCAAGCUCCCAUUCUCUCUUUCAUAGAUAUUAGCCCGUUCUCACAGCCAAGAUGAAGCUGCCCAUGAACGGCAUAGGAACAAGUAGCCCCUCUCUGUAUCUCGUUGUUAAGCAAUACAAAAUCCAAUAAAAGAAAUCAGCUUUUUCUUUUUUUUUUUUUUUUUUUUUUUUGUCUCGCUGUAGCUUUCAGAUUAAAUUGAGCACAACAGUGGCAAGGGCAAGCUUCUUUAAUCAGGUGGGCUGGAAGUUUAUUUUCUCUGGACUGUGACUGGAAGUGCUGCUUUGGUAAAACAAACAAGGCCAGCAAAAACCUUUAACUCAUUAUGUGUGUCAAGCUCCCAGAGUUGUUCCAGCAAGCUCCCUUCUUCUGCACAGAUCUGUAUAGAAGGCUUGAACCAGGGAGCUUCAAGGCAUCACCAUAAGCUAAACAGCAGUUGUUGUGUUGAGCUAGAGCUUGAUUUUUUGAAGGAAAAAAAAAAAAAAAGGGAAAAAAUAUGCAGCUGUGCACUGAAUCCUUGUCACCUUUCCUGUAUUCAAACCCCUGUAUCAGCUGUUUGUGGUCUGUACCAAGGAGUGCUGGUCUGAGAACCUGUUUUGUGGUUAAUGGGGAGCAAACUGGUGCUCCAGGUACCUGUGACUUCUGCUCUGACUCUCUGUACAAUAAUACUAUGUUUCAAAACUA